Molecule: messenger RNA, 5960 nt
Organism: Delphinapterus leucas (beluga whale)
Lineage: Eukaryota; Metazoa; Chordata; Mammalia; Artiodactyla; Monodontidae
Source: RefSeq, a predicted model, not a curated record
GUAUCCGGGGGCGGAGCCGGCGGAGCCGGCUGGGUCAGCGGCGCAGACGGACGCGGGCCGCUGGCCGCGAUGGGGGAGGGCGGAUUGCCCCCGGCCUUCCAGCUGCUGCUGCGCGCCUGCGAUCAGGGCGACACGGAGACGGCGCGGCGGCUGCUGGAGCCGGGGACUGCGGAACCGGCGGAGCGCGGCGCGGAGCCCGAGGCGGGCGCGGAGCCGGCGGGGCCCGAGGCGUCCGGGCCCGGGGCGGGGUCGGCGGCCGGAGCGCCGGUGCCGGUAGAUUGCUCUGACGAGGCGGGCAACACGGCGCUGCAGUUCGCCGCGGCCGGGGGCCAUGAGCAGCUGGUGCGGUUCCUGCUGCGACGCGGCGCCUCGGUCAACAGCCGCAACCACUACGGCUGGAGCGCGCUCAUGCAGGCGGCCAGAUUUGGACAUGUGAGCGUGGCACACCUCCUUUUGGAUCACGGGGCUGAUGUCAAUGCCCAGAACCGGCUGGGGGCCAGUGUGCUCACCGUGGCCUCUCGGGGUGGCCACCUGGGCGUGGUGAAGCUGCUCUUGGAAGCCGGUGCCUUUGUGGACCAUCACAAACCCUCAGGCGAGCAGGCAGGGGACGGCAGGGACGAGCUCCUGGACGUCACGGCCCUGAUGGCCGCAAUCCAGCAUGGACAUGAGGCUGUGGUACGUCUGCUGAUGGAGUGGGGUGCAGACCCCAACCACGCGGCCCGCACUGUGGGCUGGAGCCCGCUGAUGCUGUCAGCACUCCUCGGGAGGCUUGGCACGGCCCAGCAGCUGGUGGAGAAGGGGGCCAACCCGGACCACCUCAGCGUGCUGGAGAAGACUGCCUUCGAGGUCGCGCUUGACCGCAAGUACAGGGACCUUGCAGACUACCUGGACCCGCUGACCACUGUCAGACCCAAGACAGAUGAGGAGAAAAGGCGACCUGAUAUUUUCCAUGCAUUGAAAAUGGGAAACUUCCAGCUGGUCAAAGAGAUUGCCGAUGAAGACCCCAACCACGUGAACCUGGUUAAUGGGGAUGGGGCGACCCCACUGAUGCUGGCAGCUGUCAUGGGGCAGCUGCCUCUGGUGCAGCUACUGGUUGAGAGGCAUGCUGACGUGGACAAGCAGGACGGCGUGCAUGGCUGGACAGCCCUCAUGCAGGCCACCUACCACGGGAACAAGGAGAUUGUCAAAUAUCUGCUAAACCAAGGAGCUGAUGUCACUCUUCGUGCAAAAAACGGGUACACGGCCUUUGACCUAGUGAUGCUGCUGAGUGAUCCUGACACGGAACUUGUUCGACUGCUGGCAUCUGUCUGCAUGCAGGUGAAUAAAGACAAAGGCCGGCCCAGCCACUCACCACCCCCGCCCCACUCGAAGGUCCAACAGCCCUGGAGUGUCCCAGUGCUGCCUGAUGACAAAGGCGGACUUAAGUCCUGGUGGAACCGAAUGUCCAAUCGGUUCCGGAAGCUCAAACUGAUGCAGACACUGCCCCGUGGGCUGUCCAGCAACCAGCCAUUGCCUUUCUGUGAUGAGCCGGAGCCAGCACUGGACUCCACGAUGAGGGCGCCCCCCCCAGACAAGACGAGCCGCUCUGGGCUCCCCGACGUGACCCCCACGACCAAAGACAAUGGUCCUGGGAGCACAAGAGGAGAAAAGGAAGAUGUGUUAUUGACAACCAUGCUUCGGAAUGGAGCCCCCUUCACCAGACUCCCAAGCGACAAGCUGAAGGCAGUCAUCCCCCCUUUCUUACCCCCUUCCAGCUUUGAGCUGUGGAGCUCGGAUCGGUCCCGGACAUGUCACAACGGGAAGGCAGACCCCAUGAAGACUGUGCGGCUCCAGAGAGCCAGCAGGGGGCAACCUGUGGGCGGCGGGAGCACAGACACCACUCCCGUCAGGCCAGUUAAAUUUCCGUCUCUCUCCAGAAGCCCAGCCUCUCCUGCCAAUUCUGGAAACUUCAACCACUCACCUCAUUCUUCUGGUGGCUCCAGUGGGGUAGGAGGCAUGAGCAGGCACGGUGGGGAGCUGCACAACCGCUCAGGUGGCAGCAUAGACAGUGUUCUGUCCCAGAUCGCUGCCCAGAGGAAAAAAGCAGCCAGAUUAUCUGAGCAGAAGCCCAGCCAUCGGUCAAGUCCUGUUGGGCCAGCGCCUGGCUCCAGCCCGUCUGAGCUCCUGGUCUCCUCUGCAGGUGGCAGUGUUCCUGGUGGCAAGAAACUGGAGACGAGCAAAAGGCCUCCGUCUGGAACUUCCACUACCUCCAAAAGCACCUCCCCCACGCUCACGCCUUCACCUUCUCCCAAAGCGCAGGCAGCCGAGUCCUCCGUGUCCUCCUCCUCAUCCCACCGUCAGUCCAAGAGCAGCGGGGGCUCCAGCAGCGGCACCAUCACUGAUGAGGAUGAACUGACUGGAAUCCUUAAGAAAUUAUCACUUGAGAAAUAUCAGCCCAUUUUUGAGGAGCAAGAGGUGGAUAUGGAAGCGUUCCUCACGCUCACCGAUGGCGACCUGAAGGAGCUGGGUAUUAAGACAGACGGGUCCAGGCAGCAGAUUUUGGCAGCGAUUUCUGAACUGAACGCAGGCAAGGGACGCGAGAGACAAAUUUUACAGGAAACCAUUCACAACUUCCACUCUUCCUUCGAGAGCAGCGCCAGCAACACCAGGGCCCCUGGAAACAAUCCCUGUACGUGACCUUCCUUCCUGUGGUGACCAGCGUGAGCUUGCUGAAUCUCAGUACCCCCUUCACAUGGCCGGUGCUCCAGCCACCAUCAGACCUUCCCCAUUCCCUGAAACACACUAUGUUUUUGUCACACCGCUGUGCCUUAGUCCUUCUGCCUGGAACACCUGUCUUCCCUUCCCUUCUGUAGUAGUUGGUGAUGCUUGUUGCUAUAACAAACUCCAACACUGUAGAGACUUACUCUCCCAUACAAUCCAGUAUGGCUGCAUCCGCUCGGCAGAAGCACACGGUGAUUCAGGGACCCAGCUCCUUUCAUCUGUGGCUCCGCCAUUCCUGGGGCCUCAGAGGCUUUGUUUCUGGCUGGCAGAGGGGAAGGGGAUGGUGAAGAAGGCACAGCCAUUUCUUUACUGCUUUGCUCUUAACUGCUCACGUUCCAUCGGCCACUCAUAGUCACGUGGCCCCACGUGUAGUCGUUGUUCAGGUAGUGGCUUCACGGCAACAGCUCUGUACUUAGAUGGGGGAGCACAUGUUUUGGCAGAAGGUUAGCCACUCUUCCACAUCUUCCCUUAGAACUUCUAACUUCUCCCUAAUGGUCCAAGUCACCUAUCAAAUGAAGCCUUUCUCAACGCCCUUACACAGAACUAACUCCUCCAGCCUCUGGGGCCCUUACUGCUCCGUGUGAUAACUCUGCUCUAGCACUUCACUGCACCUGCUGCAGACAGCGCACAACAGCUGUUCAGGAUGUGUAUGUUGAAUGCGUACUUCUUUCUUGCAAAGGCAGCCUUUUAUGUAGGAAAAAUGGCGAGGCCCAAGGUGUGAUCUUGACGGAUCCCUUUUCCUUCCUGGCCUUCAGUUUCCUUGUCUGUCGUCAGGCAAGACAAUGCUCUGAUAUUCCAUGCUGCUCACCCCAUAUCACAGUAGGGCUUUUCCACUUUGUGUGGGAGCAGAAGACCCUAAUAUAUUACAUUGUAGAAGGACUUGGAUACUCACAUUUUCUAGGCAAAGAAGUGAAGAAUUUAGAAUUUCUUCUAAGGCUACAUUCCUCAGAAGGGAAUCAGCCUGUGUAGUUUUCUACAGUGUCAUAUUCUAUGAAAAGGACUCUGACUUUUGAGUCCAGUGGGUUUCUGAAAUGUCUUCAAGUGCGUAAUUCAUUCGACCAGCACCGCUGGGUGCUGGGGGUGCAGAGACGAGUCAGAGCCAGUCCCGACCCUUGAGGACCUGGACAGCAAGAGAAGAAAGGAAUGGUGGUCCCAGCCUCGAGGGGCAGCACGGAAGAGUGGAGAAAGCGUGUGCUCUGGACUCAGGUUCAGGGUUCUGGUUCAGCCCUGCAGCUAGCCAGCUGUGUGGCCAGGGACGGGUAAGUUGGCACUUAGAGCCAGCGUGCGUCAAGCACUUGGUCCGUGGGACAUGCGCAAUGGAUAGCAGCCUUUGCAGAGUUCUCAUCUUUACCGUGAGCUCUGCCUGGCCGCAUGCUGGUCUCCUUGGGAGAUGUGGCCUCUCAUCUCUCCCUCCCCCGGCCAUGAGUGCCCAUUCACCCUCUGCUGGCUUCUAGAGGGAGUCCUGACCAUGUUGCCUGGAGCCUCAUCGUGUUCUCCCUCUGUCCAUUGAUCCAGCGGAUGCUGUUCCUCCUUCAUCCUCCCAUCUUCCCACCCAUAAAAGCCAGCUUCCCACAUGACUGGAGAGAAGAGGUUUUGUUUUAGCCAUCACUGACAGACACCUUUAUAAAUGUUCCUCGCAUCCCAACCCUUUUUAAGGAGACACAGUCAUUGAGCACCUUCUGUGUGCAGCAGCUGGAACCCAGUGUCAUCUGUCCUCACCAGAAGCCUGGAGGCUGGCAUGGUUUAACCUCAUCCUGCACGCUGGGGAAACAGACACGGAGGACUGGAGCUGCAUGCCAGUUCCCCAGCCCGGAAGGAGUAGAGCUGGCUGAGAACCGGAUCUAGUGGGCUCUGAGCCCAUGCUUUUGCCACCAAUUCCUAUAGACUCCCGGGGCUAGAGCCACCAGGGAUUCUCGCUGUUUUAAUGUACUCAUAUCUUCAGAGACUAUCGAUAGGCCUAGGGUUGUUUGCCCCUGAAAUACACAUGGGCCCCUGAGUUAGGUGCUGUGAGGUUUUGUGCCCACUCUUUGCUGUCCUCCUGGUCUUUUCAUCACCCCUAUAUUUGUGCAGCUUUCACUUGGGUAAGUUUGAUUGAAUCCCUAUGAUUGAAUACCUGUGAUACACAGGAGCUGUGCUGGGGGUCAGCAUUCCACAAAUGCACACCUCCACGAUCUCAUCUAAUGACCCCAGACAGAGCAGGGCUUAUUAUUCUCAUUUUGCAGAUGGGAAAACAGGCUCAGGACAGAUGCCUUUUUUGUCUUUUUCACUGGAUUCAGUGGUUCUAAGGUUUUUUCUCCCGGGCAGUUUGUGUGCUGGUUGGUGAGAGAUCCCCGGCGCCCUUUCUGGACCAUGAUCACCCCCUUCCUGGUGAUACUCCAGGAGGCUCUUCUGGUCCACAGUGUCUUCCUUGCUUGAUGACCAUCAGCAUUUCCCAAAGUGUGUUCCUUGGAACCCUAGUUCCACAGGAUGUUAAUAGGUUUUUCAUAAAGAAAAAAAAGGGAGAGGAAAUGUAUGCAUGACAGUGGGGUGAGGCUCUGUGAUCAAUAGGUUUGGCAGACACUGGAUUAAAGCCCAGUUACAUGAUGCUUGCUGCAAGACACCUCAGAAUCCUUAUCACACCACACGUGGGGGCGUGUCUCUUCAAGGGGGCCAUGUAGCUUGUAGCAUUUCCCAUACGUUUGAUCACAGAAUGCUGUUUCAUGGCACUCUUGCAAGACUAAGGUUCAUUGGACACCAUUAGGGAAGCCCUACUUUGACUCGGCAGUGGCAGUCAUGAGGCCUCACAGCACCUGGGAGUGGGCCCAAGGGGCCCUCAAGGCCUUCAGCUGGAUCAGGGGUCUUUGGUAAUUGCUUCUUUUCUUUCCAGCAGCUCUCUGCUUGGCAGUGGGACAUCAUGGUGAGGGAGUCCCCUGACUGAGAGAACCAGGAUCCUGCUCAUAGGGCUCUGCAUCCAGGGCGUCUCCUGCAGAGUCAGGGACAUCAUUUCCCGGUGUUGGUGCAGUGUCCUGCCUGGCGAGUGCUGGGUGUCUAAGCCCUGUCCCCCAAUGGCCAGGAGAAGGUUCCCAUCUCCUUGCUUCAGUGCCAGACCAUUACAUGGAGGCGGCAAGUUUUGCCAGGAAAACAUUUACUUUUUUUUUUUUGCGGUACGCGGGCCUCUCACUGCUGUGGUCUCUCCUGUUGCCGGAGCACAGGCUCCAGAC